Lactuca virosa is the source of this 771-nucleotide messenger RNA. Lineage: Eukaryota; Viridiplantae; Streptophyta; Magnoliopsida; Asterales; Asteraceae. The record is from the annotation of a GenBank genome assembly.
AUGGAAGGUCAAAGAACGUCGUCGAUGGUGAACAGAACAGGAAGAAAAGAACAUAAUAUGAAAAGUAAAGUGAAGGUCAAGAAGUUUGAUGCCGAUAAGGACUCGGAUUCAACAUCUAAGAAAAAAAUAAAGAAACAAACAGGUUGGAAUGAAAGUGUAGACCGGAUACCGGAAAAUGCAAUACAGAGGGAAAAUGAACUGAGAACAAAAAAACAGUUUGACAGUUGUAAAAGAAAGGGUCUUAAAGUUGUUGUUUUAAACUCAUAUUCAAGUCAAUCAAUGAGCAUGGGAACAUGUGACCUUUCCAUGUUAUCAAAGGUUAUAAAAGACAUGGAUCUAAGUGACAUCGAUUGGUAUGGAUAUGUUUUUGAUUGCCUUAAGGACACAAGAAGUGCAUGGAAUCCAUAUAACAGAAAAGGAUUCUAUGUUGGGCCAAUUAUCUUUCUUUUGUUGCUAUAUGUAGAAAGUGUACGAUGUGAUUCAGUAAAGAUUGUACGAGGUUUAGUUAUGGGUGAAAUGCAAGAACCAUUUCAAGUCAUCAAUGAGUCAGCUGAUACUGGUAAUAUAGUUCAUGAUACCGUUCAAGCCAAUAAAGCAGGAGAAGGUGUGAAAUUAAGUGAUGGAAGCUUUAAGGCCAAUCUUUCAACAAUAAAGGAGAUGCACGUUAUGCUCAUGCAUAAAAAGCAAGUGUUGGAAGAUAAAAUAAAUGAAGCUGUUAAGAAAUACCCUGAGAAUCCAUUGGUCCAAGAAUGGAAAAAACAAAUUAAAUGA